Messenger RNA from Xyrichtys novacula (pearly razorfish), 12212 nucleotides. NCBI's taxonomy places the organism in Eukaryota, Metazoa, Chordata, Actinopteri, Labriformes, Labridae. The record is from the annotation of a GenBank genome assembly.
GCAACUGCGCGUGACCGCUGAUACUAAAAGCUAUGUGUCCGCCUGUGCGCUGCGCAACAACAAGACAACAUGUUUUGGAGAUCAGGUUUUUAUCCGAGCUCUCACACAAACAUUUUUUUGUAAAAGGAAACAAUACAUCCACAUUUACACCACGGGAAGGCUGGCACUCUGUUUUCUUUUACUAAUAUUGGAUCCCCUGAGCGCUUUUUUUGGAAUAAACUCCAGCUGUUUGGCCUCCUGGAGAAAGGAUAGUGCAUCCAAAAAGGACUAGUGAUGUGAAGUCGUCAGACCACGAGGAAUCGGGUUACUAUUCUUGUGCCGAUCACUGCCCAGGGCUUUAAGCGGACACUGAUAGCCCCUAUUGUGGGAUCAUAUUCAUGCACUUUACGCGCAGGUGCUGCACACUGAGGAAGAACAGAAAGUAUAACGGGGUUUGGUUGCAGAGGGAGGAUGGUGGCGGAGAUGGCGAGCUGUGGAGCGGCUUCUCACCUGGAGGACGGGUAAGUACUUUAAAGGAUUUGUUUAUGAAUUUGUCACAUAUGUAGACACAGAUCAAUACUUUAUCUCUCUGUGUUGGUGUCGGAGUUUUUGUGCGUAACGAUUGGACAACAUGCUGCGUGCAAGUGGAUGCAGCUCCAAAUUCCUUACCCAGGGGCAACACAGGAAGUGGUGUCGAUCUUGAGCCUUAUUUUGUCUUUUUUUAUUGUCCAUAAAUAUCCAAAGUAUCGACUUUUUUUAUAUUUAAAACGCGCAUCAUUGGUGUUACAGAGGUAAGAAACGAUAAAUGGGUGAUCUCUUUGUGUGCGCAUGCUGCUGUGUUGUUUUGAUGACUCAUUGACUACAGUGUAACAUCAGCAGCGUGUCUGAAAAUACUAUCAUCGAGUUAUACAAAGUAGCUUUUAAAUAGAUAGAUAGAUAGAUAGAUAGAUAGAUAGAUAGAUAGAUAGAUACUUUAUUAAUCCCAGAUGGAAAUUAAAACAACCAGAGGCAGCACCAGUGAAACACAGCACACAUUCUACAAAUACAAAUACUGUAACAAUAUUCACACUUAAUAAAGAAUGAAUAAAAACAUCAUGAUAAAAACAGCAUGGACCAUUAUGAAUGCUCAUGCUUGUGAUUUUAAAGCAAAACGCACAAAUGAAGACAUAUUUAGAGUACUAACUUUUUGAUUAUAUAAGCAAAAAUCCACUCUAGUCAGAUAUAUGUAUCCAAAUUUUACUAAAGGGAUAUUCAUUAUUGGUUGUAUAGUAAAGCACACACAGUUGAGGUGAUACCAAUGAGUCAUUGUGUGUACACCUCUGUGUUUGUUGUCAUUCACACGCCAAUGAGGGCUGGAAAAGUCCCUGGAUGAACACCACCUCAGUGGCACCUAUUAACCCACCUGCGUUCAAGUGGAUUUAUCUCAUGGAAACUUAUAACAGCAGAACAAUAACCUAUUGAUGUUUAUAACCCUCCAUAGACAUCACAGUGAUAGCAGGGACGUGUCAUUUGAUAUUGAUAAUUAUGAGGCAAAGGCCAACAGUAAGCUGUUUGGCGCUUCUGUGUAAACACUCAGACAAACCGACAGUUGUUUAUCUACACACAGAUGUCUUCUCUUUUCAUUGUGUUUAAAGGAAGUUGUAUCCAACAUGCGAAUGUUGUCGUCUUUAUCUUUCAGCCAGAAACAGACCAACACCCUCACAGGGGAUUUUAUCAUUUUUUUUACGUACAGGAGACAGAAACCUGAAAGCCCCAGAACAUGAUCCAGGAGUUUAUAUAGAGUUACCAUGGUAGCUAAUGUGCCUCAGUGUAGCUGUGGUGUGCCAGAGCCUCCAACAAGCUGACCUUGAACUGAAGAGAGCGUGUUUCCUGGACAGAUGUUUGAAAACAAAGGAAACCAAUGUGCCUUAUCAGGAUUAACAGACACCGAAAUAAAAGACCAGACCCUGGUUGGGUUUAAUAAGUCUAAUUUCCUGAUUCAGCACCAUGCUUUUCAUCAGCCGGCUCCACACUUUUAGGAAAAGACUCAGGGCGGGAUGUGACCUACUUUUCUACGCCUGCCGGUGGUGAACUCGUUCUUCUUGUCUCCCCCAGAUGUAGGUGAUACAGGCGUGUUGCCUCUUGUCCAAGCUCAGACUGCAUCAACAGGUUGCUCCGGUCCUCUGCUCAUACGUAUCUUAUCUAUUAUAACACUUAAGCUUGGCUCAUUGUUUGGGUGAUAGAUUAAGGUCUUGUACAAAAAAGAUUUAAAAUGAAAUAGAGUAAAUAAAACUGUUAUUGCCUGUUAGGAAAGACAUAAAAACAUGAGUAAUAAAAGAAAAGAACAUUUGAUUGAUACUCUUUUCUAUAUAUUACUGCCUCAGUCCAGUGUGGCAUGGAUGUGGUCAGACUGUAGUUCUGCUGAGGUGGUUUUAAAGCCCAGAUUGCUUUAACAGUGGCCUUUAGAAAAGUCUUUAUUUUUUAAUCAUUUUUUUCUUGGUUUCCUCUUGACAGUACCCCACAGAUCCACCAUGGGGUUAAGGUUAUAGGCCAGUUGGCUGGUCAGUAAACCAUUGAAUCGUAGUUUUGGUGUUGUGGGCAUGUGUGAAAUCCUGCUGGAUAAUUUCGCUUGUCUAUUAAUUAACUUUAAUAGAACACUCUGCACGCAGCCGGCCUUUUCAGCAACGAUCUUAUGAAUCUUAUCUUCUUUGUGGAGGUGUGAUUAUCUUCUGAACACCCCCAGAAUUGAGUCAAAUGGUUCCACCGUGUUAUCAUAUCAUCAAAAUAUCAUACCACAAUGAGUGAAUAAAUCAAAUAUGAUUCAUUUAACCUUACUUCUGAGGCUGAAACAGAGAGCAGAAAGAAUGUGUCAGUAAGUAUCAGAUUGGUUUUGUUUAAUAGCAAAACUACGUAGUAAAUAUCUUUCCAUGUCUUGUAUUAUCAACUCAGCUGUAAAAGUGGGUCAGAGUGACACUUUGGGUGUUAGGACGAAUCUACCGUUAAACGAAAAGUGUCCUAAGUGUGAGUGAGGUGAACGUUUCCUGUUUUUCUCAUUCACUGAGCUGUGCCUUGUGUGAAAGCAGAAGUGGUCGUAGUGCAAAAGCCUGCAGCUGCACAACCUCCUGAGCCGACACUUGUAACCUCUGAGUUCUUGUCUGUUCUCACACACACCCCAGACAUCUAUCACGUGACUCUAAGUCUAUUCAGUGUAAUUCAGAGUUGUCUGACUGUUAUCUCCUCUGCCCUACAGGGAUGGAGAUAUCCCUGCACUUGAUAACAAAGGUAAACAUCAGCCCGUUUUAUCGCUCCUCUUCUUCUCUGUGCUGUUGGCUUCUCUUUUUUUUCACUUUCUCAGUUGAGCUGAAUGUGUUUGUUGUGUGUCUCUCCUCUGGUUCCUUUUUUAAAUUCAUUUGUACCUCUAAUAUAAAAAUAGUGCAUGCCAAUCUGUUGUUUUUGUUUCCUUCCCCUUUGACUCGUCUCACUUUGCAUAGUUUGCCUUGAUUUACAUAUUAUUUGCUUUAUAGGGCAGCUGGACUUUUUGCACAGUCAUCCCAUCCCUUGUGUUUACACUUUUACAGUAAUUAUCUCCAUUACUACAUGUGUGCAAAGAAAUAUUCUUUUUUUCCUGUAUCUUUUACUUCUCAGGUUUAAAAGUUAUCCAAUUAAAAGGAGAAACUACACUGUUUUUGGCCUGGUAAUGAAAGACAAAGAAGACUAAUUUGAUAGGAUCAGAAAUACAAAGAUGUUUUUUUUUCUUUCUCUUUGAAUGUGGUAACAGUCAGAGCUGCAAUAAUUAGUUUUUAGUACUUCAGAAGACAAGUAAUUGCCAGACAUGAAAAGAUUAAAAUGGAUACAUCUUUUUGGUUGUAUUUGAGGCAAGAAAGUCAAACAUUUUCUGGCUCAAUCUUUUCAAAAGUCUGGAUUUUUCUUUGUUAUAUAUCAAAGAACAAUUAAGAGGCAGUUUGAAGGUGAUCCAAUAUGGUCUUGGUUAGACUCCUUUGCUGCUGUGCCAUGUAUUGUUUCCCUCUCUCUCUCUCAGUAGGACGUCACCGUAUCCAAAGAAGCCCCCAAAAUUAGUAUUAAAAGUAAAAAGUAUUCAAAGUCAGAGCCCAGUACAAAUAUGAUCAGCAUGCUAAGCAUAACUUGUGUUAUUGUGCAUCAACAAGCCUAAAAAGUUCAGAUUUACUGCUGUGCACCACAAAUCAACCUUUUAGCGCUCAGACUUUUGCCAUUAUUAUUGUGGCCAGCAGAUGGCAGCAAACAUCCAUGAAACAACCCAAACUUUCAGAGCUGCAAACAAGUGUGUGUUUGCAUGUGUUUCCAUGUGCAUGUGUGUGUCUGUGUGAGUGUUUGCUCUGCACCUUGUUUGUCAGACUGAUGAAGGGGAGCAGCCAUGCCAGAGUGAAAAGGGAUGCCUGCUGGCUCCGAAAAAGAGAGACAGACAGAGAGUAGCAAAGGGAUACAGUCAAGAACAAGGAGAGAGAGAGAGAAAGAGAGAAGAGAGGGAGGAGAUGCAGAAGAGUGGAGGAGAUAGAGAUUGAUGAGGGAGGUGCCGCCAGUGGAGCAGUGAUGGCAGCAUCUGCUUGUUAGUCUAAGAUAAAACUCCGCAGGCCAGAGAGGAUGGGCUCCAUCCAUUAGCUGGCCAGGCACUCAGCCAGAUGGCCCGCUCCAUGGACAUUCACUGCUGCUGGGAAGAGAGAGGCAGCAGCAGCAGCUCCUCUGGACCCAUCUGCAUAGAUGUGCCAGAAUGUUAAUGCACGGCACUUAUCAUGGUUUUCUUCACGGGGUGCCACAGUUCAACUGCUCAGGAAGGAUAAAUAUGUAAAAGCUGUUGGUGUAAGUGAGACAUGCUGGGGGCUUUUUUUGAUGACUAGUGUGGCUGAGGACUGUUUUGAUAGGCGAAGAAUCUAAACUAAAAACAGAGGUUUUUUGCUUUGGCUGCACUAGUUAAAGUAGCUAAUGUGACAAGAGUGAAAACCUGGAACUUUUGCCCUGUUUCUAACAUUUUUAUCCAAGCAAGUCUGUUUAGUUCUGAUUGUCUCGUACAAAAAAAGGUGAAAAAUAGCCAGUGAGAGAGGAAGAGUUUAUCAAGCAAGGCUACAAAAGAUUAUUAGGAUAGUGUUUGUUUCACAUGUAUUCUUUCCCCCUUAGUUUCAUGACACAAAUCUGACAUUACAUCAGUCUUCACAACAAACCUGAACUUACCUCAAUCACUGUUUGUGUUUCAGAUAAUGUGACAGAGAGUGACAGCAGCGGCUCAGGUGAGCACCAAAACUCCAUUUCUCUCUCUACAUAACUCGUACAGAAACUUUUCAUCUGACAUUGACUCCUCUUUAAAAUGAUUUUUCCCCCCUCUUAUAACUUCAAUCCUGUUUUUUUAAAAGUCGUUAGUUCCCUCUCACAUCCCUUUCAUGUUGAUUUAUCACUCAGAUAACACAGGAACAUCCACUGAGGACAGCUCGGAGGAGGAAGAGGACGACUCUGGUGAGAGACACUCUUUGAACUGCCGCAUCAAAGCAUGACAUUUACUAAUUAGCAUUUUUUUCCCCAAGAUUGAAACAGGAUUAAUGAUAUUACUCUCAUGUCUGUAGGUUAAAUAUGCAAGCUGCUAGCUUAGCGUAGCAGAAAUCUAGGAACAGGGACAUAUAGCUAGCUUGAUUCAUAGAAAAAACAUAGGACUGGCAUAUAAAUGCUAGGGCAGGGACAUUUUUUGCUGAGUCAUUAUUCCGAGGUUGGGCCAAAAACAAAAAAGGAAAACUCUUAUCUGAUUGGCUCAAAUGAAUAAAAAGACAGUAACGAGAGCCAGAUUAGAGGCAUCCUCGAUUUAGUCUUUGACACAAGCAAAAAUAGCAGUUUAGCACCUGUACAUGUACGAGGAUUUCACUAAAGAAGUGUAUUUUUACAUAAUGUUGGUUUGUUUCUCUACUUUCACCAGAAUCUUGUGCUGAGAAAGACAGAGGAGAGGAAGGUAAAUAUUAGGAAUCGUAUUAAUCCUUUAAAAAAUCUUUAUAACUGCGAGAUUUUAUCUGAUGAGAUUUUCUUUGUGUUCUUUGCAGACCAUGAAGAGCCUUAUGCAGAGGGGUCUACAAACGGUAAUGAGAUAGAGAUAUUAAUACCUUUCUUAAAAGAUGUCAGCUUUUAAAAAACUUUUUGCUGCUUUUUACGGUCAGAUAGUCUGAAAACUUUAACUCUGGGCUUUAAAAAAGAGUGUUUUUUACACAAUAUCAGCAGACAUGAAUUACCUUCUCUUCCAGAAACUGUCCCUGGAGCUGAAGCAGAGGUUUCGAAUGGGAAAGGUAAGCAGAAAUCUUGUAUUAAAGCAUGGUAAAUAUUCUCUGAGUUGUUUCAGUGGAAUAAAAUUAUCAUAUUUUUAUGCAUCCUGACAGAUGAGAAACUCACAUACUGCUGCGAAAAAUGCAAAACAAUCCAGCAGGUGAGCUUGGAGACCAGAAUUAUCCGAAAAAGUGUCUUUUCUUUUUUAAAUAUACCCUCACAGACUCAUUAAAAGUUAUUUAAUACUUCUGCUGUGUUUUUAUACUUGCUCCAAUAAACUGUGUUUGCUUUAUCCACAGAGUCACGGCGGUGAGCUUGUUACACCCCGGAAGAUCAGUAAGGGGCGAUUACAGUGAGUACCACGGCUCAGAUCUGCUCUGUGCACACUCCCAGUAAUCCUGAAACUUCACUGAAUCUACGUGUGUGUAUGUGUGUUUCAGGGUGCAGCUGGAAGGAGAGGGCACAUACGAGUGUUCGGUUACUGGCUUGGUAUUUGAAGCAUCAGAGCGGGUCCUGUUGAGGUACUCUGUCUUGUCCUGGUCCAAGUUUGGUGCAUUCCUCCGAGACUCUUGGAAAUUUGCUGGACCCAUUUUUAACGUGGACACGGUUGAUAAGGAGGCUUCUGUCCUCAAGUCCAUCCAGUUCCCUCACUCCGUCUGCCUCGCAGGUGAGGAUAGAUUUCACUGCGUCUAUGCUCAAUAAAUUCAUCAGCAUGAAAUAAACUUCUUUAGUUAAUCAUCCUCAGACUUAAGAAAUCACAGCUUCCUCUAAAUCCCAAUUUCCUCCAAAUGUUAUGUUCUCACAGAUCCAGAAAAUGAGAUGACUUUUAGUGUCCUUCACAUAAAGGACAACCGUCCACUCAUCGAGCCCACAGUGGACCACUCAGGUAGUCAUGUGAAGUGGAAUGUGUCGUCUCUGUCACCCGUGGGUCCCAUCAUUCAGACAACACAGUCUGUGGAGCACCACGGGGUGGUUCUGGUUUAUAAGCAGCUGGGAAAUGACAACAACCACUACAGUUUCCACAUCUAUCUAGCCACAAACAGUGCCUCAGAUAUAAAGGUAAGUGUGAAAACUAAACCACAUCAUCCAACCAUGAAGCAACUUUUUAUAUCUGUGUUCAGGUGUUGAAAAGUCUUAAAUAUAGUCUUGAAUAUAGUGAAAGUCACUAAAAUGUCACUAAACUUAAAACAAACCUCACAACAACACAAUUAAAAGUUUGAAAAAAUGUCUAACAAUUAUAAAAAUCAGUUUAAUCUACAUGAAAAACUCAGUGAAGGUGAGAAAGUGGACAAUUUUGGGCCGGUGUACUUUGAUAAUCAUGUAGCUGUGAAUUGUAUAGAUAAUAUCUAAAACAAAUGGUACAUAUGUUUAAUUGAAAGAGCAAUGCACAGAGUUCACUUUGCUAAUGUACAACAAAGCUGGAAAAAAAAAAAAUUGCAGCUGAAAUAUUGUGUAUAAAUAAGCUGAAAUUCUAGCUCAUACUACAGUAUGUCAAACAAACCAUAGUAAAAUAUGAUAAAAUGAUCUCAUGUGACAUGGACAGCACAGUGGUGUAAUGGUUAGCACUGUCGCCUCAUAACAAAAGGUCCUGGGUUCAAAUCCUGGUCAGUUAUAGUAUGAUUUUCAAAAGCAUCAGAGCAUAAUAUAAUAAAAAUAUCAUAACAUAGUAUAAUAAAAUGUCACAGUAUAUUAUGAUAAAAAAAAUUCCAGAGUAAAGUAUGAUAAAAAUGUCAGCAUAGUAUGAUAAAAAAAAUGUCAUAGUAUACUAUGAAAAAAAUGUCAAAUUCUAGUAUGAAAAAAAAAUAUCAUAGUAAAGUAUGAUUAAAAACGUCACAUUUUAGCAUAAAAAUAUCAUAGUAAUGUAUGUUACAAAUGUCUGACUAUAGUAUCUCAUACAGCUUUUACACCACUGUAACAGUCAUUUAAAAUAAGAUAGUAUUUUCUGAUACAAAAAAAAGGUGUUUUUGUUUGCUUUGUUAUUGUCACAGUAAAUGCAGACAGUAAAAGUAAUACAUUCAUUUUGUAAAAGUAAUUAAAUUUAAGCAUUAAACUUUUUUUUUCUGUUUCCUUUUUGUUCGUGUAGGGUGAUGCACAUAUUGGCAGUUUGAAAUGCAAAAGAUAAACUUUUUAUUUCUCUUGAGAUUCUCUGUUUUGGUCUGUUGAAUGUUUUAGUAUCUGUUCCUGGUAAUUAAAUUCAGUCGAGGUUAUGUCAUCAUCCAGUUAAGUGAUCAUUGGCUGUCUGUAAAAAAUGACCUUAACAAACGCCAACAUACCAGAAAAAAAGGGUAUUUAUCAUGAUGUGUAAAUGCCAUUGCUGUGUGAUUCAUGAUAAGGGCAACAGGAACAUAACAAUUACAGUCAUUUCAAUGUGACUCAAGGUGUAAUUGAAAGAACCAGACUCUUAAUCGUAACCAGGAAUCAUGUAGAAAUUCACGUUUUCCCUAUCAGCUGGUUUGUCCUUUUUGAGACCCCCUCAGUUUGUCCAAUCUGACUCCAGUUAAACACAAUUCAGCUCAUCUUCUUCGUGGAACUGACUUCUCUUCCCUUUUUGUCUCAUCUUGGUGUGACCACAGGAUAUACGCAAACAGGUGCAGGGCUACAAAAACCGUUACAUCCGAAUCGAGAAGCCCCCCACGUGCAAACUGGACGAGGGGACGUAUCGUCUGGUGAGCGAGCCGGAAGGAGAGAUCAAACCCGAGGUUAGUCUCCUUUUCACAAACCUGCGUCAUCAUGCUUGUAUUUUUAAAGCGUUUCUCCACGUUAGCUUUUAUUUUACGUGUCUCCGUGCAGGAUUUGAAAUUCACCCUCGCAGUGACUAAGAUGAAAGGCUACUUUGAAGCCUUCUUUGAUCAGCCUCCGCCCUUCAAAUUGAAUCUGGUGGAGAUCAACACUGACGAGAUUGUGUGGUCUGCCACCAUCAGAGAAGGUAACAGUCAGUUUAGUCUCACGCUGAACACGUUUGAUGAUCUGAAAAAUUACAUCUAGGUGUGGGUGUGUGUGAGGAGAAACUCGUUGAAGUUUUCUGCACAUUUUCCUGUAUGUCGGAACAUUAAAUCUACAAAUAACUACAAAACAGGCCAUCAUUAAUGUCGUGAAAUCAUUCCCAAUAAACUUCAAGUAAAAGUCAGAACUUGUCUUUAAGCUCCUGUGAGAAGUUUUGAUGUCUAUGAAAUAGGAUCAAAUUCAUUUUUAAGCCUUAGCAUAAUAUACAAAAGCGGACAAGACCACCUGAAACAACAUAUGUGAAGUAAGCUAAAGAAUCAGCCCUGUUUUUGUAAUAUCUAUGUACAAUAUUCACAAUAAAUGAAACAUCUGACUCUCAAAAGUCACAGUUUUCUUAAUACUACCCUCUUUCUUGUUCAGUUUUUUCCUCCUUGGAGUGUUUUUGUAACCACCUUUUCUUUUCCUCUCUCUCAGGUGACUGCGUGGAUAACACAGAAAAGAUCCCGAGGAAAAGAGCCAACAGUAAGCUCUUUUUUUCUCCUAGUUUCAUUAAGUUUUUUCAGUCUCUCCACUUAGCUUUCAUACAAAGUCUCACAUCCCACCUUUGACUUUCGCAGGCAGACGGAGGAGCAGCAGCCCCUCAGAAGAGGAAGAAACAGUCUGUAAAAGACCUCGAUGGCAGGAUGAGUCAGGUGAAUUCUUGUUUCCAACUUGUUGCUGAUUUCAAAACAGAUUCAUCAGAAACUAAUCGGCGCCAAACCACCCCUCUCUCUCUAAACCCCUUCUCCUGCUCUUGUUGUAUUUUAUAUUCCCAGAUGGGUUGAAAACAGCCAUGACUCACAGUCAGGACAUGUCAGAGAAGCAGCUACUGCAGGUAGCCAAGAGGCUUGGGAAGGAGUGGAAGCAGGUGGCCAUCUUUCUGGACUUGAACUUCAGGGAGCUGGACGACAUCCAGGCUGUGGAGAAAGACGUGACCAUGCAGAAACUGAAGAUGCUGGUGGAGUGGAAGAGCAAGAGACGACCUGGAGAGGCGACGGCGCAUCAUCUGUGGAAGAGUGUGCAGGAUCUGGAUGACCUGCCGAACGAGGUUCAUCAGACUCUGAGAGGUAAAAACUGAGGUUGUGUUCAUAAGCACAAGAAAUUAACGCUAGAAGUUUACAGCCAAGGUAGUAUAAGAGCCACAGUUAAGAGCCACAUUGUCAAUCUGCCUAAAAAUACACAUCCUUUAUUGAUACUGCUUUAAAGUUAGUUAUUUUUAAGGUUUUUAUGUCAGCCUACUGUGUCUUUCACCCUUCAAAAUCUGGCCAUAGUAAUACAUUGUGGUUUAUCUACAUAUAACUCUUGUAUUCAUAACCGUUCAAACACAAUAUUAGGAAAAUAAUAGUACUUUAUCUUGUUUUGUCUUUCUUCAGACAUGAUGGACAACCGCACAGCAAAGUGAAAAGGCUUCGACGUCUUUAGACUGAUGGAUUUCUGUCUCUCCGGUGUCUGGAGGAACAAAGUCUCAGGAAUUCAACUAAGUGAAUCCAGCACACGGACCAAACACACGCCCUGCUCUCAGUUUAACUCCCUUUUUAUGAGUUAGGAAACUAAGAGCAGGGUUUAUGUGACCAAAAGAGCCACGGGCCUGAACUUGAUUUGUUUAAGUGUACUGUAAUUAUUCCUGUGUUGUUAAUAGGACAGACAGGCCAGACGUAAUGCUUGUUUCCACUUACAUAUGUGCUCAGGGGCGAGUCAACAGGAGGUCCUAUGUUUCUGUAGGGAUGAUCAUGUUAGUUAUACAUUUUAUGGGUCCAGAUUAUCAUUAUUAGUUUGCUAUGAAACACCCAGAUUUCACUUAUCAGACACAAAGAGCCUCUUCCACAUAUUUACUGGUAGUUUUAUCAGGUUUAUUUCCAUGUUUCAAGAAGUACACUCCCUUUCACUGGACACUGAACGUAUUGUCAGUUUAUUUACAGCUCUAGUCACAUGCAUGAGUGGAAACAAGGCCUAAAAACCCCUGUGUGUAGCCUGAGUUUUAUGCAUAGCAUAUUCAGGAUCAGGUUAAAAAAAAUGACCAGUAGAGGUGGAGGUGUCAUUGGGAUAUAAAGUAGCUAAUAAUGUAGCCAGUAGCAGAUGUAAUUUAGGUGCUGCAGUGUUGAAACUGCUAAAGAAAAGUAACCUGUGUACCAUGUUUCACUGUUUUUUGUGGGACUUUUUAAGAAAACAAUCAGUCAGUACAUUAAUUGCACACGCUUGUGACUUUCUAAAGUUAAUAGACUGAAAUACUACGUUUUUUUGAGUCUCAUACAUUUUAUAUUUGUUCACACGUGGUCCUGUACAUAUCUGUUUUGUUUUUUUUACAAACUUUUAUAAGCUCAUGAUCUAUUUUUUUACGUCUUUUUUUCUGUUGUUUUGCGUCUUUUUUUAUUUGAAAAAGUCUUAACCUUUUACUACGAUGUUUCUUUAUUUCACUUGAAGUUCAUUCCUGCCCUACUGCGACUGUAACGCAGAUCUCUUGUUUACACAUAAAUAUUGGUUGUGUCUUUCACAGAAGUACGCACUGUAGUCGAGAACAAGUAAAGUGUUUGGAUUCAGGGCUGAAUUUAAUAUCCGUCUAUGUGCAGCUACAGCCUGACAACAUUAAUUUACUUUUAUGAGACAUCCUUUCAGGAAUAAUAUCGUCGCUGUAGAGCUCAGUACGCUUAAGAUCUGAAAAACAAACUGUACCGUAAGAUGCCUGUGGAAAUAGUUCACGGAGAUUCUCUCACCAGCCCUACGUUUGUCACAGCUUUGUUUCUGCCUCCAGAAAAGUCAACACUCUCUCUUCAGAGAUGUCAUAUGGAAAGUUGAAUCUGUUCUCCUCUUCUAUGCAGAUAAUGUUUACACAUUUAGAGAACAGGGAGGCUGCCUUUGAGAUAUAACCACCAAUGAGCCACUUUGUCCUCUUUGCACUUGUUUCAAUCAUGUCAGCUCGAAAGAACGGAAAGAAUUGUCAGAUAUUCAUAAAGAAGAUGGAAAUGUUGACUGAAUAAAAUGGAAGAACAUCUCUCGUUUUA